UUGGUCAAUAGGCAUUUCUCGUUUUACGCCGUUUGUCCGGUUUUGGUCAGUUGUUGAGUACCUUGUCUUCUCCACAGUUUUGGUCGACUUGUCAAUCGUCUCAAAAAAAUCGACCAAGUCUCUUAAUUUAUUGUCAGUACAUCAAAUAUUCUGGAAAAGUUGUCAGCGGCUUUUCACGGAUUCGUAUUUGGAAAAUAUGACUGACCUUUUUUAUGCAGUCGUAAAAGCUUCUCUACAUGCAAGUGAUGCAUCUGUUUUCGGGCUGAAAAAUGAAGAAAUCCAGGCUCUUAUUUCCCGUUAUCCAGGUUCAGCAAAAAACGUUGUAAACGGAGUUCUCAUUAAUGCAAAUCCACUUCAGGUCAUAAACUCACUUGGUGAACUUGGAUACCGUGUUGUAUGCAGCUCCGGCGACUCUGAUAUUGUUUGGACUUUGAAACGUGAAGGACUGCCAUCAACAGGGGAAAGUUAAUCAACCAUGCCGUAUGUAUGCGUGAGAGGACAGCCGAGUGGAACUGAAUGCACCAUUUUUGGGUUGACUCUUGCCGACCACCAGGCCGUUGAGCAUGUGCUCGCCUUCUGGGGCAACAGAGUCGGCCAGGACGGCUACCAAGUCAAAAACCCAGCCCUGGCCACCGCCAAUAUCCUCCAUCAAACACUCGGCUUCCAGCUCAUCACCUCCUGUGAGGGCAAUCACGGAACCGUCAUAUACACGCUUCACAGGCCUUUCCCAUCUAGGAGAAAUUUUGCCUCCUUCAACAGGCAAAACAGCAGAUAUUAAAUAUUAUGACCCAGAUUACUACCCGGGCAAAGAAACCCAAAUCGCAAGACAAAUCUUAGAACAAGCUGGUCAGGUAAAUAACUUGCCGCAACAAUACACUGAACCCGCUAGACAAUUCUCUUCACUCGCCGGUCUUCCAUCAAUACCUGAAGACAUGAGUUCCGUUCAGAAAAAACGAAAACUUGAGACCGAAGAACCCGGUUCAAGUACAUCCCAACAACAACUGGUGAUGAGCGAUACUGACGAUGCAUUGAGGAGAGGCAGUGAAGAUUUGUCUGAUGAUUCACAGACAAAAAAGAAACAGUACAAAAUGGGUGCAAGUCCAGAAGACUUUAAAGAAUAUUUACCAGACCAAGAUCGCAUCAUGUUAAGAAACCCGCAGUCUUUUGAUAACUCAGCGACUGAGGGUGUACGGGUAAUAUUGAAGACAAACGAAUGCUCACCAGAUAACCCUUUAAUAAGGUUUCUCCGUUACAAAGACAUCAUGAGCAGCGGUACAGGUCCUUGCCUUUGCUCCUGCUUCUCACCGUCAUCCCAACAGAUGCUUUGCAUGAUGCAUCCAAACGCGCAAACCAUGCCGAAUAUGCAAAGCAUGCAAAGCAUGUCUGCAGCCGGAUCAAAAGGGCCAAAACCAAUUUGGCACAAUGCAAUGUUAGGCGAGGCCUCUGCAGUCAAUGACCAAAUCCGUAGAGGCGUAAAUGUGAAUCAGGCUGACCCAAGCGGCUAUACUGCACUUCAUUACGCCGCCAAAAAUGGAAACGUUGCUAUUUGCCAGGCACUGAUAAACGGUGGUGCUCAGAUAAAUAUACAGACACAAGCUGGAAACGCCACUGCUCUCCACAGAGCUGCAGGAGCUGGGAAGACUGAGGUAGUGAAGUUGUUGUUGAACAACGGAGCCCAGACAUUGUUGCGCGAUAUUGACGGUCGAACAGCACUACACCGUGCUGUCGAGGGCGGCCAUGAGGCAGCUACAACGCUCCUCAUUGAGCACUGCAUGGAGGCCAUGCAGGUGCGAGACAACCGAGGUUGCACGCCAAUCGACCUAGCCAAAGACGAGAGUCUCAAAGCGCUCAUAAAGAGAAUUAUCUCUUCCAACAUCCAGCCGGCCACAGCUCCCUCACCCUCCGGCAAAAAUAAAAAGAAAUAGUGUUUCACCCUUA
Cimex lectularius (bed bug) is the source of this 1938-nucleotide messenger RNA. Its product is annotated as ankyrin repeat domain-containing protein EMB506, chloroplastic-like. Lineage: Eukaryota; Metazoa; Arthropoda; Insecta; Hemiptera; Cimicidae. The record is from RefSeq and is a predicted model, not a curated record. The transcript has 9 exons. Gene Ontology annotation, biological process: negative regulation of biosynthetic process. Gene Ontology annotation, molecular function: protein binding. Bases 564 to 1925 code for a protein of 453 amino acids.